Molecule: messenger RNA, 606 nt
Organism: Emiliania huxleyi CCMP1516
Lineage: Eukaryota; Haptophyta; Isochrysidales; Noelaerhabdaceae
Exons: 5
Coding region: 1-606 (201 amino acids)
Source: RefSeq, a predicted model, not a curated record
AUGGCCCCCCGGGCGCACUCCGGGCAUGAGCCUUCCGCGAUAUUCGAUCCCGCAGCCAAAAGCUGCUCGCUCGAACCGCGGCCGACUCUACCAUCGCGGCUGCAGCUGUCGAGCUCUCCAGAAAACUGGUGCCUCAUAUGCUGCCUCCCUGCGGAUGCUGCCGGCGAGCCUGGCGGUCCGCUGUACUACAAGGAUGUGCUGACUCGAUUCUACCUCGAAUUCUUCUACCCCCUCGACUCGGAACGCGAAUGCAUUCGUGGCAUCCUAUGGGUCGUCCAGAGUAUCGACCUCUGGCUUGUCAGCCGCCCCACCGAGGGCACCAUGAAGCCGUGGCCGCGCGAUGAGCGCUGGGGUGGGCCUGCGGCGCCUCAGAGGCGGGUGCCCGAGGACGACCGGGUCGCUCGCGGCCGCGGUCCUCCGAACGGCCGGCCGUGGUACGGCGAGCGGGACGAGAGGCCCGACCGGCGCUACGACGAGCGCUUUGACGAGGGCAGGCGGGAGCGGGAGCGGCGGGAGGAGCGGCCAGCGGGCCGCACGGGCGACCCCAGCCGCACGAGGUACUUGAAUGAGAAUCGUUUCAAUCUCAACUCGUUUCUCCUCAAAUAG